CACUGUCCCUCAGAUGUCUUCAUGUCCUCUGCUUCCACAGGGAGAAGAUGAUCUCCAGCCUCCUGCUGCUGCUGGUCCUGACCUCCUCUGUCUGUGGAAGAAUUGUUGUGAAUGUGAACCAGACUUUCUACCAGGCUGUGGAAAACAGCAGCAUCAUGAUGGAGUGGAUCUUCACGCCCAUCAUACCCCUCACCAACCUGAACGUCUAUUGUUCGUUUUGGUUGUCCGAUCACAGGACUUCUAAGACUUUAUAUCAUCUACAAGGUGGUGUUGAACACCCAGAGUCUCAAAACAAGCAGUUUUUGGGACGAGCUCGAUGGGACAGGGAGGACCUGAGAAAAGGACUCGUCAGACUCCACCUGUCCAGACUCAGUAUCAGUGACUCCGGUAUUUACCGGUGUGAAGUGUUCACUGAAGAUGAUGAUUAUGAUGGGGGUUUCAGUGAGUGCUUGCUCAAUGUCACUGCUGCAAAACACCUGCCAGAAGAGCCAAAGGAGGGAGAAGAUGGAGCCGCCGUCAACAUCGGAGUUGUGAUUGGAGCUGUGAUCGGUUCUCUUGUAGUUCUUGUAGCUCUUCUCGUGGCAGUGGUGUUUGCUUUUAGACUCCGUCACUCAGGAGAACAAGAUCCAGAUACACAGGAAUCCCAGUGUUUCCCUAUGAUUUGUGGCAGUCCUACUGCUCCAUGAGGGAACAGGCACUCCACAGAUGAUUCGUGGUUUUUGUCCACAAAGCAGAGACAUCGGAACUGAGGAGGUGGGAGGAACAUGGAUCAGGCUGUCCAUCCAUACAACAUCACAUUACAGCUGCAGGGACAGACGUGUGCACCACCUGAACAGAAGGCUCACUCUGAAAUCUCACGUGAGCUGAGUCGCUGCAGGAAGACGACAGUGGAAAGCUGAGAGUUGGACUGGCUGGGAGGAGUUUGUUGUUUUGUGGUACAGGAAGCCUAGCUUAGUUUUAUCUUAAACAAAAAAAUAGAAAUGAAUAGAAAACACACUGGCCUGUAGUUUUGGUAUCACACUGGCUUAACCACCCUCUACCUCUGCAGCCAAUCAAGGAAGACUUGUGCCUUGAAACUUAUUAAACUUAAAAAAAUUUUCAGAGAUUGAGGCCUUACAAACUGAACCUGAUGCACCUUGUUCCCUGUGAGGCACAUCCAACAUAUCAGUGAACUGUUUCCUUCUAACUUGAAUGGGGGAGGGGUGGGUCGAGCCAGAGCCAGAGCUGUGUUGUUUUUAACUAGCUGUUGUAGCUCUGUGUUGCUAAUAUUAGCUAACGUUACAAACAGGGCAGACCUCUUUUUCUUAAGUGACUGCACUACGUUUUCAAAGUGUACGGUUUGUAUAUCCAUAUGUUCCAUGUAGCAUUUCAAAAAGCUGUUAGAAAGCUUGAGGUUCUCACACUGCUGCAGUUUGAAUGUUGUGAUCAUUAAUUACAAAAACCACUACACUGUGACAUUUUAAUUUGACUUUUAUUUAUUUAUUUUUUGUAAGUUUGAAGGCAGCUUUAUUAAUAAUUUCUCCUGCCAGUUCCUAUACAACCUGGACACAAAGCGGAGAUGGUAUAAUUUCAAUGACUUUUCAUUAACCACAGUGCAAAUUAAUUGUUGUAUUAUCUUUUUCAAGCAAAUAAUAAAGUUUGAGAGGG
Myripristis murdjan (pinecone soldierfish) is the source of this 1647-nucleotide messenger RNA. RefSeq names its product myelin protein P0-like. The record is from RefSeq and is a predicted model, not a curated record. Gene Ontology annotation, cellular component: external side of plasma membrane; membrane. The coding region runs from base 48 to 686 and encodes 212 amino acids. The transcript has 4 exons. Lineage: Eukaryota; Metazoa; Chordata; Actinopteri; Holocentriformes; Holocentridae. Gene Ontology annotation, biological process: positive regulation of T cell proliferation; T cell costimulation; negative regulation of T cell proliferation.